Spirometra erinaceieuropaei is the source of this 410-nucleotide messenger RNA. Lineage: Eukaryota; Metazoa; Platyhelminthes; Cestoda; Diphyllobothriidea; Diphyllobothriidae. The record is from the annotation of a GenBank genome assembly.
AUGAGCGCGCAGACGAAGACUGGAAGGUGUGACUCUGUACUUCGUCCACAUGCUCUCCAUGCCUACCUACAGUGCCUGUGGCCGCUACCGGCCGGUCAAAGAGGGAGCUGUCGAUUGAGGAGAGGCAACCAUCGACGAGUGGAGAAACUAACCAACGAAGGCGCAGACGGAAGACUGGAAGGUAAGACUCUGUACUUCGUCCACUUACUCUCCAUGCCUACCUACAGUGCCUGUGGCUGUUACCCGCUGGUCAAGAGGGAGCUGUCGUUUUAGGAGAGCCAACCGUCGACGAGUGGAGAAACUAACCAGCGAAGGCGCAGACGGAAGACUGGAAGAUAUUACUCUGUACUUCCUACACUUACCCUCCAUGCCUACCUACAGUGCCUGUAGCCGUUACUGUCCCGUCAUAG